AUCUAAGGUCACAAUUACCGUUCAAAUUUAAGAGUAGAGUACGGCAUGAGUGGCGGUCGCCCUAUAAACCAACAACAAGAUAUUUGUCUCCAUUCUCUAAUGCCUUCUAAUUUAUUUUUUAUACUUUAAGAGAACCUGCAGCUACAAUGUCAGGGUCAGGGGGCAGCGAGGAUGUUGACUCAAGCAUUAAGGCUCAGUUGGAGGAUGAGGUGAUUCGUGAAGCUCUCACUUCAGGCACAGAUCUUAGACAGUAUUCUCAGUCUGUUGAGAAAGAGCUCCGACAGCUGGAAAAUUUGAGCAUUCAGGAUUACAUCAAUAAGGCCCAAAAUAUAGCAACACUUCACCACCAAAUAACAGAAUGUGAUUCUAUACUUGAGAAUAUGCAAGGCAUGUUGGAAGGCUUCCUGACUCACCUGUCUACAAUUAGUCAGGAAAUACAGUCUCUUCAAGAACAGUCAGCCACAAUCAAUGUCCAGCUGACCAAUAGGAAACAAGUUCAUUCAGAGAUGUCAUCAUUCAUUGAUCAGCUCAUGGUCCCUGAAGUUAUGAUACACCACAUUCUCAACACCUCGGUGACAGAUGAACUCUUUAUGCAGCAACUUAAGGCCCUCAAUCAAAAGAGCAAAUUUAUCAAGGAACAAAAUUUUAGAGAUGCUCAUUCCUGUCAAGAUGUUCAAGACAUCGUAGACAAGCUCACAGUGAAGGCUGUAAGUAAGAUCCGAGAAUAUUUACUCCAGAAGGUGUACCAAUUCCGAAAGCCUCUCUCUAACUACCAGAUACCGCAAAAUGCAAUGAUUAAGCACAAGUUUUUCUUUGAGUUCCUAUUGCUGCAUGCAAGAACAAUAGCUGCAGAAAUUCAUGAUGAGUAUGUUGAAACGAUGAGUAAAGUCUACAGUUCAUACUUCCAGUCAUACACAAAGCAGCUGUGGAAGUUGCAGUAUGAGGAAGGUGUGACUCGUGAUCUUAUGGGUGUAGAAGACUCAAGGGCCAACAGUUUCUUCACAAAAAGUCUCAAGAAAGGGACUGUGUUUACACUAGCCCGAGACUCGGUACUCUCCCCCACUGGAUUGGUUCGUAUUAUUGUACCUCACACUGCCAUCAAGAGUGAAGUUAAGUAUGCAUUUGAAGUGUUAUUCCGAAGCCAGCAGUAUGCCUUGAUGGACAAUGGUUGCCGGGAAUACAUAUUCCUCACUGAGUUCUUUAUGGUGCAAGACAGUGAUGCAUUAAAACUCUUCAUGACUGUGAUGGGCAAGACACUUCAACAUGUUCAGAAAGAGGUGUGUGGUGUUGUUAUGGGGUGCUAUGACUCCAUCGCACUUUACUUAUGUGCCCACCUUAUUCAUCAGUACCGGCUCUUGUGCCACAAAAGGGCAGUCCCUGCUCUAGACAAUCACUGGGAACAGUUACUGCACAUGAUAUGGCCCAGGUUUGAGUAUGUUGUGAAAAUGAACAUACAGAGCAUUCAGGAGUGUGACCCAUCCAAAAUGGCAGCACUGGACAUGCGUCCACAUUAUAUCACACGCAGAUAUGCAGAAUUCAGUGGCGCAGUGAUGGUGCUGCAUGAGAAGUUCCCGCUGGAAGGUGUCGACAGUCUUAUGUUGCAGCUUCAGGAUGAAGUGGAGAAGGUUAUACUUAAGAUGGCUGCUGUCUUCCAUAACCGCAAAGAUCAGCUUAUUUUUCUGAUCAAUAAUUAUGACAUGAUGCUCUCUGUGCUUUCUGAGAAAACACGUGAGGACAGCCGAGAAUGUGAGCGUCUGAAGGAAUUACUUGGUCAGCGUACCGGAGAAUAUAUAGAAGAAGUGCUGGCACCACACUUUGGUGGUAUGCUGACAUUUGUGAGGGAAACGGAUCAUCUUAUUGCAAACAACAAUGCUGAAGCCUUAAAGGAUUAUGAAAAAAAAGUUAUUCUUCUAGUCAGAUCAUUUUCAUCAACCUGGAAAAGAUCAGUUGAACGUCUUAACAAUGAGGUGAUGCAGUGCUUCACUAAUUUCCGCACCGGGACAGUAGUCCUGCAGCGAGCUCUUGAGACCUUAAUCACAGCCCACCACACUUUUAAUCGCAUUUUGGCCCACCAAGCAUUCCAACAUCUGAACAUCAAGGGAGACAUUGUGAAUUCCCAUCACUUAAUUGUAGAAGCAAAAAAAUAUAAACCAACUUUUUAAAAUGGCAAAAAUUAAAAUGAAAAGCAUUUGAUUUAUUUAAUAUUUACUAUUGUGCUUUUUUUAACUGUAAUUAUUAUUUAAUGGAAAAUUUGCUGAAAGUGUUAUGCUUAAUUAUUUUGUUUUAUACUAUACUGUAUAUUAAAAUAUUUGGUAAAUUUUCCUAAUGCAUUCCAAUUUGCAGUUAUUCCAAAAAAUAUGUUAGAUUUAAUACAGUACAGUGGACCCUCAGCUAACGAUGGCAUCACCUAAUCUUAAAUCCAGCUAAUGAUACAUUUUAACGCAAAAAUUUUGCCUCAGCUAACGCUAAAAACUCACCCUACGCGAUUCGUUUGGGACGCGUCCAGUGUGGCCUGAGCGCGCCAGUGUUUACAAGCCAGCCAGUGUGGUCGCAUCCAUGCAUACAAUCGGAACAUUUCAUAUUAUCACAGCAUUUUUAGUGAUUGUACCUGCAAAAUAAGUCACCAUGGGCCCCAAGAAAGCUUCUAGUGCCAACUCUGCAGGAAAAAGGGUGAGAAUUAAUAGGGAUAUGAAGAAAGAGAUUAAGGAAAUAUGUGCAAUGUGGGUUGAAGUGCAAACCUUUAUGCAUGAAAAUCACCCUCACACAGCUGUCGCAAGCCGUGCUGGUGACUAUUACAAUGACAAUGUUAUGGCCCAUUUUAGGAAAGUCUUAAAGGAACGGGAGGUACAGGCCUCUAUGGAAAGAUAUCCAGUGACUCUCAAGCUGGUCCUAGUGGCAUUGAAAGAAGAAGGAAAGUAACCCCGGAAAAGGACUUGAUACCUCAAGUCCUAAUGGAAGGGGAUUCCCCUUCUAAACAUUAACAACUUCCACACUCUCCCCUCCUCCCAUCCCAUCAAUCAUCACCAGAUCUUCAAUACAGGUAAGUGUCAGUUUGUGUGUAUUAAAAUUAAUAUUUCAUGUGGUAAAAAAUUUUUUUUUUUCAUACUUUGGGGUGUCUUGCACGGAUUAAUUUGAUUUCCAUUAUUUCUUAUGGGGAAAAUUAAUUCAGCUAACGAUGAGCUCUCAGGAACGGAUUAAUAUCGUUAGCGGAGGGUCCACUGUAUAUAAUUUGGAAGAUUUUUAGCAACUUGGUAUCUAUUUAUUGAAGUUACAGAGUAAACCACCAGAUAGUAUUCUGAUUUGUUUUGGUACAUCUCAUAAGUGUUGUUGAAACAGCAGAGUUUAUGCAGUUAAAUAUUAAAGAAGGAAAAUACACAAAGGAAA
Cherax quadricarinatus is the source of this 3384-nucleotide messenger RNA. The record is from RefSeq and is a predicted model, not a curated record. NCBI's taxonomy places the organism in Eukaryota, Metazoa, Arthropoda, Malacostraca, Decapoda, Parastacidae.